Molecule: messenger RNA, 3134 nt
Organism: Hemibagrus wyckioides
Lineage: Eukaryota; Metazoa; Chordata; Actinopteri; Siluriformes; Bagridae
Gene: galr2b
Product: galanin receptor 2b
Exons: 4
Coding region: 955-2091 (378 amino acids)
Biological process (GO): G protein-coupled receptor signaling pathway
Cellular component (GO): membrane
Molecular function (GO): G protein-coupled receptor activity
Source: RefSeq, a predicted model, not a curated record
AAUCUGAAAUGCAACAGCUGUUCGUAGCAAUAGGUCUGUUAGAUUAAUAUAGCUGCCUUGCAUGCUGCAACAGACCCGUAGACUCUCAAUGGCUGUCUCUUUUGUGCAUUUAUUUCUGAUUAAUGAAUGUGCACACUUGCUGCAAAAGCAGAUCAGGACUUGCAGCAGACCAACGUCAAGCUCAGUGCCUACACUAGAGACACUAAUAACCUCAGUAAUCAUACACCCUGAUGAAGGAAUGCAUGUAUAUCUAUGCUGCAUGCAAUCCAAAUAUAAAACAGGAUAAAAAAUUCAGCACAAUGCAGCUAAGACAAAUGUGGUCUGUGUCUCUAAAUCACAGUUGCCUUUGACCGUUAAUGAAAUAAUGACUGUACCUGUUGUGCAAUAGAUACAGACAUCCUAUAGGCAACACUCCAAGCAAUGAGAGACAUAUGACUGUGGAGGAACUCUGGGUUUGUCAAGUGGCUGGCUCAAAGGUUUGGUGGAAAGUAGUCUUCAGGAGUUAUAUUUCAAUUUUCUGUCAUUUACUCUUCUCUCUCUUUCUGUGCGUGUGCGUGAGUGUGUGUGCAUGAGUGGGUGGAAGCUCUGCACCUUUAUUCUGUUACUGCCUUCCUUCUGCAGUGAUGUGUGAACGCCAAGCAGAAUGUGGAGGAGGAGCUUCUAUAUGAAAGCAAGAGAGGGAGCGAGGUAGACACAGAGCGAGGCAGAGAUGGACAGAGAAACAUACAGAGGCAGAAUAGUGAUAAAGAAAGAAAAAGAUGCUGUUUAAGUUUUAACCAAAAUCUGACAUUUCAGCUUUUAUGAGUGGAAUACGGGACACGGACUUGACAAUGAACCUCACCAGCGAAUAAUUACUUAUGGUGCAUCCGUUAUGCGACUUGAUCGAUUUCUGAAGGUGAAGAAAAUGUUCAACAGUUGAAAAGCACUUACGUUUCUUCAUAUCCAAGGCACACAAUGUCCGAGCAUGAGGAUCUGAGCAAAGCCAUGGGCCACUGGAACGCCUCGGAAAGCUACCAGCUGAAUGCGGCUAGCGUGAUUGUGUCCGUAGUGUUCUCACUCAUCUUUCUGCUGGGCACAGUGGGCAACAGCCUGGUGCUUGCUGUGCUCCUGCGCAGUGGACAGCUCAGCUACAACACCACCAACCUGUUCAUCCUCAACCUCAGCGUGGCCGACUUCUUCUUCAUCAUAUUCUGCGUGCCUUUCCAGGCCACUAUCUACUCGCUGGAGGGCUGGGUAUUUGGAUCCUUCAUGUGCAAAGUGGUGCACUUCUUCAUCAACCUCACCAUGUACGCUAGCAGCUUCACCCUUGCUGCUGUCUCUGUUGAUAGAUAUUUGGCCAUUCGUUACCCACUGCGCUCCAGAGAAUUACGAACACCCUGUAAUGCGGUUGUUGCCAUGGUGAUCAUUUGGGGUCUGUCUCUCGUAUUUGCCGGCCCUUACUUAAGCUAUUAUGACCUGAUAGAUUUCGAAAACAGCAACGUGUGUGUCCCUGGUUGGGAGGAACACAACCGUAAAGUGCUGGAUACCUGCACCUUCGUGUUUGGCUAUGUCAUCCCUGUACUCAUCGUCAGCCUGUCUUACACACGCACCAUCAAGUAUCUCUGGACAGCUGUUGACCCGCUGGACGGCAUGUCCGAAUCGAAGCGAGCCAAGCGUAAAGUCACCAAGAUGAUCAUUAUUGUCACAGUGUUGUUUUGCAUCUGCUGGCUGCCCUACCACGUGGUCAUCCUGUGCUAUUUGUACGGAGAUUUCCCCUUUAACCAAACCACUUACGCAUUCAGGCUGCUCUCACACUGCAUGGCCUACGCCAACUCCUGCCUUAAUCCCAUUGUCUACGCUCUGGUGUCCAAACACUUCCGCAAGGGCUUUAAGAAGGUGUUCAGCUGCAUUCUCAGCAAGAAGGGUCGCAAUAAGGUGCACGUGGUCCAACUGGCUAACACUGUGCCUGGCUUUGAAGCUGCCUCCACCGAGGUAUCACACAUGAACGAAGAGAACGGCAGACAGAAUGAGCGUGAGAUGGCUGAUCGCCCGCUCACAGAGUCACAGGAUGCCACCAUGAAUAUAACAUUACCUUGCCAGAAGCAGCCAUGAGCAGUGGAUGGUAGCAAUGGUCAAAAGGGCAAAGACAUAACAUCACAAUACUUUCCAUGAUAGAUACUGUGUUUUCUUCUUUUUUUUUUCUUUUUCUUUUCUUUUUUACUUACUGCAAAAAAGUUUGGAAAAGCUCCAGUGUACUAGCUAAGAACCGAUUUUUUUUCAACUCUUGGAAAAAGAUAUGGCAAAAUAGAAAAACAUCCAAUUAUCUUUCAGUUACUUUGUGCUUUUAAAUUCAUUUAGUGACACCAGAUGUUUUGGGGUUUAAUUAAUCAAGAUUUGCUACUUAUCGCAAAAUAAUGUAAUCAUGAUAUAAGCUAUUUUGAUAAUGAUAGCACUAACUGCUGGUGCUAUAAAAGCCUUAUUGAAUUGUGAAACGAUUGUACCACUGCCACUGGACAUACUGUAACCCAUACGCUUUAACACUGACUAUAUAUAGACACAGGUUUCCUAAACCUAACCUAACCUAAAAAAAAAAAACAGACAAUAUAUUUUUCACUAUAAUAAAUUAUUUAUUUUAGUGUUUUUUUUUUCUGGUAAGUAAUUAAAAUUUAUUCUUAAAGCCCUGAUGUGUUAUUUAAAAGCUGGAAAUAUCUAUUUUUAAUGGCUUUUGAACAUGUACAUGUAAUGUAUGACGCUUCUGUAAUGAUGCAAUGAUCCUGUGAUAAAAUUGCAGCCGAUUAUUAUGUAAUGCACUCUAAUAUCUUAUUAAUUCUGUAUUCAUAUGAAAUAAUAUUGAUUUCUUUCAAGCUUACAGCAUUUUGACACUUGUGAUUUUCUGUCUUACUUCUGGCCCAUCUCUGCUUGCUUGUGAUCUUCUUACACAGACUACAUUCAUAAUUAAGUGCAAUUCCCAUCCUAGAUUUCACUUCUUCAGUGUUAAUUAAUGCAUCAUACAGGCGUAAACAAAUGGGCUCAUACCAUUUUGCACUUUUAUACUGGUUGUUUUCAACCUUCUGAGGUUAUUGUCAUGAACGCCUUAUUCCAUGUCUAGCUUUUCUUUGGUAUUAAAGAGUAGAGUGUACAGAAUUGAGAUUUAA